Eupeodes corollae is the source of this 2634-nucleotide messenger RNA. RefSeq names its product transmembrane protein 165. The record is from RefSeq and is a predicted model, not a curated record. Bases 271 to 1896 code for a protein of 541 amino acids. Lineage: Eukaryota; Metazoa; Arthropoda; Insecta; Diptera; Syrphidae. Gene Ontology annotation, biological process: Golgi calcium ion transport; Golgi calcium ion homeostasis; calcium ion transmembrane transport. Gene Ontology annotation, molecular function: manganese ion transmembrane transporter activity; calcium ion transmembrane transporter activity. Gene Ontology annotation, cellular component: Golgi apparatus. The transcript has 6 exons.
AUUUAAUUAAUUGUCGAAAGACUGGUUUGCAAAAUGAAUGUGAAUAAUUAAGCAAUAGACAACAGUCAACUUUCAAUUUACUCUUUCAAAUAUGUAUUAGCUAAGUUUCGUCAUGGAUUACCAGCAUCUUUAAACAGUAGAUAUAACUUUAACUUACGUCCAAGAUAUUAAUUUAAAUUAUUAAAGGUUCUAAAUUGACAUUUAGCACAUGUGAUAUUGGAUACCUUCAACAUUUUUAUUUUAAUUGAAACAUUUAAAAAAAGCAAAAAUAUGUCGCAGAAUCAGUCGUAUUUCUGGCAGACUACUAGACACAAUGUCUAUUUGAAGCGUUCUGCUAAGUAUCAUUUGAUGAUGGCUCUCAUGGUUGUUCUUGCAUUUUCAACUGUAUGCCUUGCAGAAUUAGACCGAAAUUUCGAUGAUGACAGCAGAGUAAAACAAACUGAAGAAGAAACUAAAAUGCCAAUCCAUCCUGAAAAUGCUCUAAAACCAAUAAUAAAUGAACAAAAUGUAGGUGAUUCCCCAAUUGAACACAAAAUUGAAACUCCAAGUACCAAGGGCACUACGAGCGCAUCUAACCUUGGUUUCAUUCAUGCUUUUAUCGCAUCCAUUUCAGUCAUUUUAGUUAGUGAAUUAGGCGAUAAGACUUUCUUUAUUGCUGCCAUUAUGGCCAUGCGGCAUGCAAGGCUUACUGUUUUUGUGGGAGCCAUCGCAGCGUUGGGUCUCAUGACUGUUCUUUCAGCAGUUUUUGGCAUGGCAGCAACAAUUAUUCCUAGGGUUUAUACAUACUACAUUUCAACAGCAUUAUUUGCAAUAUUCGGUUUAAAAAUGCUGAAGGAAGGCUAUUAUAUGAAAGCUACAGACGCACAAGAGGAGUUAGAAGAAGUGCAAUCAGAUUUAAGAAAACGAGAAGAUGAGCUCAAACAAAAAAUGCAUGGGGGUUACGAAGAAACUGAUGGUAAAAAAAGCAAGCGCAAAAAUAGUAACAACGCUACUACCUCCGAUACAAUUGGUACCCGACUUGCCUCCAAUGCAGAAAUGCACCACCGUCAACGAAAACAAGCUGCGUCCUCUUCAACUGCCAACAAUAACAACAAUGAAACCGAAAGUGAUGAAGGUGAUGAAAAGUCGAUUCAGCGCCGUGCAAUUCUUCCAAUUUCGACGAAUGCAAUAAUGAAUAAUCUCAACGAUGAAAAUACAGCACCGAAAAUUUUACAAAAUAACGGUAGCCCAUCUUUUUCUACAUCGACAGUUGAAUCAACUGUUAAAAUCAAUACAAACUGUGAUAAAUUGCCAUCGGGUAAUGGUAAAGUAUUAACUGGCGACGGGAAUGGGGAACCCGCUGCUAUCAUAACCAGUGAAAAUCCUGGUGUGCAUUCAACUACCUCACACUCCUCAGUGGACCUCAAUACCACAAAUAGUAUAAGUAAUAAUAGCCUAAGUAAUACUACUGCUGGUCAGUCUAAUGGCAAACUUAGUAAUUGCGAAAUUAAGACAAACGGAAUGGAAUUGAAACAACUUGGCAGCAAAAAACGGCUGGAUCGCGAGGUGUCAUCAACUUUAGUUCAAGACCCAGAAAGUGGAGUCAUUCGAAAAAAUGCAAAAAGAUCAGGCACAUAUAUGGCAUCAAGGAUAUUUAUGCAAGCCUUUACAAUGACAUUUUUGGCAGAAUGGGGUGACCGUUCGCAAUUGACAACUAUCAUUUUAUCAGCUCGAGAAGAUGUUUACGGUGUGAUUGUCGGUGGAGUUCUUGGACACUCAAUGUGUACAGGUUUGGCAGUUAUUGGAGGACGAAUGAUUGCACAAAAGAUCUCUGUUAAAACUGUAACAAUAGUUGGUGGUAUCGUAUUUCUUCUGUUUGCCAUUACAUCAUUAUUUAUGAGUCCUCAAGAAGAUUAAAUUUCAAAUAGAAACAUUUUGUAAACAAAAAAAAACAUUUGGCUUUGCAAAAACAGAAAAGUUUAAAACACCCUAAAACAAAUUUUGUAACACCUAAGAAACUUGUAUUAAUUUAGAUUAAAAAGUGCCUUCAUACAAGCUCUUUAUAGUAUUUUUCUUGCAUUCAAGUGGUUGAUUUCUUCCAUGAAAUCAUUCAACUCAAAUUAUUUACUUUCAAAAAUACAAAGUUUAAAUAUUCUAUGAUUUAACAUAAACAAGAAAAGGCUUAUUUAAUACUUAUUUUUUUGUCUGGGCGGAAAAUUUUGUAUGUGAACUUUUGCCCUAGUGACAACUGAAUUAGCUUGAAAGCUUUUUUUGUUGUGAUUAACGCCAUUUUAAAGUUACAAUUUUACUUCAUGAUUUACGGAUGUAUAACACAACGUUAAAAUGUUAUUGACUGUUUGUAAAUCCUUGUAUCUUGUAUAUCCAAAUUAUUUUCAGCAGACGAAAUGAGAACAUAACUAAGGAUCUGUGAAACAGAACAGAUUUUCUUUAAACUUUUUUGCAAAGUCAGAGAUAAAAUUAAUAAUUGCGUUCAAUAUCAAAAGUAUUUAAUUUUAUUGUCAUUUUAUUUAAAUAGCUUUAAAAUUCUUUUUAUUAUUAUAUUUUGCCAAUAUACUUAAUUGUGUAAUUUUCUUGUAUAGUAUUUUAUGUUACAUGUAUGCAUUAAUAAAUAUCAGACCGAUACCUAAGAACUUA